AAACAACCCUUUAAAUCUUAGUCCUCCUCCGCGAGCGUAGGAAAGAAGUUGCAAUUAUUCUAGAGGAUUUAAUUACUAUGGGCAUUAACUAAAUUAGAGAAUUAAAUUACUGUAUUAAAGGCUAUUAAAAGAAAGCUUAUUAAGGAAUAUAUUUGUUUGUACCUGAUAAAUCCCAAGAAUCGGUCCUUUUCAAAACUGGAACUGGUCAGACAACCAUGUGAAAAGUACUAAGAACUUUACCCGGUAUAUAUUAGCUUCUUCUGCAGUGUAAAAUCAGAAAAUUUGGUAAAAGAAUCAACUUGGAGCUAAAUUUUUGGUGGUGAAAAAUCUCGACUUCACCAAUUGGUUCUUGGAAAACCUUCAGGGGUUUAGGGAGUUAGGGCCAGCUGAAUUUGUUUCAAUUCCACCUAGGAAAGGAUCUGAAAGUUAUUGAACAAGUAGAAGCUAAUUCUCAGUAUUGUUGACAUAAAUCUCUUUAGAUUACAAGAUGUCUUUGUUUCUUGAAAAGAACAUGCUAGCAUCCAGGUUUUUAUCAUGUCUCAUAGCCAUUUCGGUUUUCGUUUUGAUCGUUUCUUCGUUGUCCCUUCUUCAAUUUGCUGACAAUUCUUUCAUACCAAGAUCAGUAUUUAGGUUAGUUCUUGUUAAUAGUACUUCCCUUUACUCAACCUCAAGUGUCACAAGUGGAGAAUCUAAAACCCCUUUCUUGCCUCUUGAAACUUUUAUUGAAGAAAAAGUGCAACGCCAAGAGAUAGCAUGUCAAACAUCCAGUUCCAGCAACAGUUCUGGUGGAGUAGGAGUUAUUAAAGUAGCUUGUGACAAAAAACAAGCUCUUCUUAGAGUGUAUAUGUAUGACUUACUACCUGAAUUUCACUUUGGGCUAUUUGGUUGGAAAGGAAAUGGGAAUGAAAUGUGGCCUAAUGUUGGUCAAGUACCCUCAUACCCUGGGGGCUUAAAUUUACAGCAUAGCAUUGAAUAUUGGCUUACCCUUGACCUUCUAUCGUCGAAUACACCAAAUAUUACUAGACCAUGCACUGCUAUUCGAGUGCACAAUUCAAGUGAGGCCGAUGUAUUUUUUGUUCCGUUCUUUUCGUCUUUGAGUUACAAUAGGCAUUCUAAGCCUCAUGGGAAGGAAAAGGUCAGUCUAAAUAGGAUACUGCAAGAUAGAGUGGUGGAGUUUUUAAGAAGUAGAGAUGAGUGGAACCUAAAUGGUGGGGCGAAUCAUCUGAUCGUCGCUCACCAUCCUAAUAGCAUGUUGGUUGCAAGAAAGAAGUUGGGCUCUGCAAUGUUUGUGCUUGCAGAUUUUGGAAGGUACCGAGCUGAAACAGCAAACAUUGAAAAGGAUGUGAUUGCUCCUUACAAACAUAUGGUCAGGACAUUAGAUGCUGACAACUCCCCCUCUUUUGUGCAACGUGAUAUAUUGGUUUAUUUCCAGGGGGCAAUUUAUAGGAAAGAUGGUGGAACAAUCCGUCAAGAAUUAUACUACCUUCUAAAGGAUGAAAAAGAUGUACACUUCACUUUUGGAAGCAUCAAAUCAAAUGGUGUUAGGGAGGCUGGGCGAGGAAUGGCCUCUUCCAAAUUCUGCCUGAAUAUUGCUGGAGACACCCCCUCUUCCAAUCGCUUAUUUGAUGCCAUUGCUAGUCAUUGUAUUCCUGUAAUAAUUAGUGAUGAUAUUGAGCUACCAUUUGAAGAUGUUCUCGAUUAUUCCAAGUUCUGCAUUUUUGUCCGUUCUUCAGAUGCUGUGAGGAAGGGGUAUCUUCUGAAUCUCCUUAGAAGAAUCAAGGAGGAUCAGUGGAUCAAAAUGUGGCAAAGGCUGAAGGAGCUCACGAAACAUUUUGAGUACCAAUAUCCAUCCCAACCUAAUGAUGCUGUGGAUAUGAUUUGGCAGGCGAUUGCAAGGAAGUUGUCGUUUAUACAACUGAAGGCUCAUCGCAACAAGAGAUACCGUAGUUUACAGCUCUUCAUCAAAGACCGCUAGUUCUAUAAGGAUGUUAGCUACCAGGUUAGGCUUGAUUCUAUUGGAGGGACUGCAGUUUGUAAGCUGCCUGCCUUCAAAUGAAGACUGCUACUCAUGCAAAUAAGAAUGAUGAGUUCAACAAAAUCAUAUAAGCUGAAGAUAACAUUGGGUUGUGCAUGAAAAUCCUAAUCUAUUUGACUAUGGUUCUAGCUUGACAUAACAUUUGCGCUUCAUUCUUUCAUUUUCUUCUUUUGAACAAAGGAUACUACUAUUCAAACACAAAACAACGAUAAAUAUAACAAACCUGUGUAUGUAAGAUAAUAUUCUGCUGUGUAUAACAAUGAGCAUGAAAAUCCUAAUGUAUUUGACUA
Molecule: messenger RNA, 2325 nt
Organism: Lycium barbarum (goji berry)
Lineage: Eukaryota; Viridiplantae; Streptophyta; Magnoliopsida; Solanales; Solanaceae
Product: probable arabinosyltransferase ARAD1
Exons: 4
Coding region: 488-1975 (495 amino acids)
Molecular function (GO): glycosyltransferase activity
Source: RefSeq, a predicted model, not a curated record